Molecule: messenger RNA, 1237 nt
Organism: Hordeum vulgare subsp. vulgare (domesticated barley)
Lineage: Eukaryota; Viridiplantae; Streptophyta; Magnoliopsida; Poales; Poaceae
Product: F-box protein At5g46170-like
Exons: 1
Coding region: 14-1075 (353 amino acids)
Molecular function (GO): protein binding
Source: RefSeq, a predicted model, not a curated record
CUCCGGCCCUGCGAUGCUUCCCAAGGCCCGAAUCCACGCGGACCCGGCGCUGGAGCUCGAGGACGACCGCUUCGACUGCCUGCCGGAUUCCAUCGUCCUGCUCAUCCUCAACAAGGUGGAGGACGUGCGCUCCCUCGGCCGCUGCUCCGCCGCGUCCAAGCGCUUCAACGGGCUCGUCCCGCUCGUCCACGACGUCUGCGUCAAGAUCGACCACGUCGUGGCCGUCGACGGCGACGCCGAGGACCCCCUCAACCUGUCGUCGCCCAAGCCCCGGAACAUCCUCUCGCACUUCCUCAAGCUGAUGCUCUUCACAAUCAUCAAGCCGUUCCACAACGCGCGCGGCGCCGGGCGACCGCUCUUCCCGCAGCUCGCGCACCACUCGCCGGCGCAGGUGCUCCGGAGCUUCACCCACGUACGCAACCUUCAUAUCGAGCUCCCUUCUGGGGAUGUCGGGACUGAGGAUGGGGUGCUCCUGAAAUGGCGGGCGGAGUACGGGAGCACGCUCCAGAACUGUGUCAUCCUCGGGGGCACCAGGGUUGACCGCAAGCCUGUUGGUGCAGAGCACGAGCCAUCCUCGGAGGACAACGGGAGCAUGCCGGAGUCUUUCUAUACCAAUGGCGGGCUCAAGCUCCGUGUCGUGUGGACAAUCAGCUCCCUGAUUGCAGCAUCAACGAGGCAUUAUCUUCUCCGGUCAAUCAUCAAGGAACACCCCACGCUUGUGAGCCUGGUGCUCACCGAUGCUGAUGGCCAGGGCACGCUCACCAUGGGAGCAGAGCAGCUCAAGGACUUCAGAGAGAACCAGUUGUCUGCCUCAGCAUGCUCCAACAGAACCCAUGUCCCAGCCUGCAACAUGAAGCUCAAAUAUGCUCCAUAUCUUGAGCUGCCCGGAGGAAUUGCGCUGCAGGGAGCCACACUAGUUGCUAUCAAGCCCUCCACCGAGGGAAGCAAUUGCGGCCAUAUCAGCCGCAAGGAAACGGACGCGUUUAUCUCUGGAGCAUUUGAUGGGCCGUUCAAAUUUGCUGCCAAGGCGCUGAUGAAGAGGCGCACAUACCUUCUGGAGAUGAAUGGCUUCUAGAUAUCCCCCGAGUUCUUCCUGGGAAUCUGCUUGCACUGCUUUAACUUCUGUUCUGUGUAAUAGUCUGUGCUUUGUUGUCUGGUGUGUUACUAGCUCUUUGUACAGUGGUGGUGACAUUUGGUUGGUUAUAUAAAAAUCAUAUCGAAUUACUACAUUUUCUCA